Molecule: messenger RNA, 2001 nt
Organism: Bombina bombina (fire-bellied toad)
Lineage: Eukaryota; Metazoa; Chordata; Amphibia; Anura; Bombinatoridae
Product: carbonic anhydrase 1-like
Exons: 7
Coding region: 82-840 (252 amino acids)
Molecular function (GO): carbonate dehydratase activity; zinc ion binding
Source: RefSeq, a predicted model, not a curated record
CUGAUAUAAAAGCCGUCCGCACCAAGAGGCUGUCAGAAGAGGUGCUACUGUCUGAAGCUUGCGCACAAGAGGCUCACUAUCAUGUCUACAUCAUCAUUCCAGGGCCAUUAUCAGUCCCCAAUUAAUAUUAACAAAGAAUUGGCAGAAUAUGAUUCAUCUCUAAAGCCUCUUGAGAUCAAUUAUGAUCCAAAAUCAGCCAUAAAGAUUGUAAAUGUGGGACACUGCUUUAAUGUAGAGUUUGAAGAUACUAAAGGAAAAUCAGUACUGACUGGAGGACCCUUAAAUGAAGUCUAUCGUUUACUCCAGUGCCAUUUUCACUGGGGUUCAUCGGAUAUCGAAGGAUCUGAACAUUCUAUAGAUGGAAUUAAAUAUCCGUCUGAGAUGCAUUUAGUUCACUGGAAUGUACAGAAAUACUCUUCGGCUGCAGAGGCUGCGAAACAUUGCAAUGGCCUGGCUGUUAUUGGUGUAUUCCUGGAGGUUGGAAAAAGAAAUCCGGGAAUAGAAAAUAUUAUUGAUCACUUGGAUAACAUAAAAACAAAGGGUAAAGAAGAUACAUUUACUGAAUUAGAUCUUUUAAGUUUGCUGCCUAAAGACUUACAAUACUGGACAUAUCCUGGGUCACUGACUGUUGCUCCUUUUAGUGAAUGUGUUACAUGGAUUAUUCUUAAGGAGACAAUAACUAUCAGCACAAAGCAACUAGAAAAAUUUCGCAGUGUCCUCUGUACAUCAGAGAAUGAAGAUCCAUGUCCCAUUUUGAAAAAUAAUCGAUGUAUUCAGCCUCUGGAAGGCAGAAUAGUCAGAUCAUCAUGGUGGCAAAAUAGAACCUUUUCAACUACUUAGGCCUAGAUUACAAGUGGCGCACUAGUGCUAGCUCGAGAUUACAUGUGGUGCACUAGUGUUAGCUCGAGAUUACAAGUGGAGCACUAGUACUAGCUUAAGAUUGCUAAAUGGCGCACUAGUGGUAGCUCGAGAUUACAAGUGGCGCACUAGUGCUAGCUCGAAAUUACAAGUGGUGCACUAGUGCUAGCUCGAGAUUUCAAGUGGCACACUAGUGCUAGCUCGAAAUUACAAGUGGUGCACUAGUGCUAGCUCGAGAUUACAAGUGGUGCACUAGUGCUAGCUCAAGGCACAAUAUCAGUAUCGCUGGACUGCACUAAAAUUAGCGUGCAAAUUGAUUACUAGUCCAUAGUAAAACAACUUUACCAGAAAAGGGGAUAUUACAAGUUGAAAGUUAUGGAUUGCACACUAGCAAAAAGCCCAAUAGCUCUAGAAUAUUUAGCUUGACCUGAAACCUUAAGCAAACACUAAUUUAUAAACAUUUUUUAAUAAAAAUAUGGUUAUUAUUGAAAGUUUUUUUUUAAAAAAGAGUUAAAAAGGGAUAGUAUAUGGCAAAAUGUUUGAUUCAGAAGGGUUCAAAAGUAUAUAUAUAUAUAAAUUAAAAUAACACUUUCUUCUAAGUGAAGAACAUAGUUAUUUAAACUAUCCAUAAUGCACCUUUGGAUCUAGCACAGUUGGUCUAGGGCAGUUUCAGUUUAGCACGUGAUCAAUAAAUAUACAAAGUUUUUAGUGCGCCCCAUAGAAGUCUUGGGGGGGGGGGGGAUGGAGUUUGCACAGUUGCAGACAUUUUGCUUUCGUGCUAACGUUGUACUUUACCUUAUAAUACCAGCGCUAACUAGGGAGCUCUGUUGUUUUACCAUGAGCGUACUAGUGCUCACAAGCGAUAACAAAUUAUCGCUCCACUUGUAAUCCAGGCUUAAGUGUUUAACCUUUGUAAAGGGAUUUUAAUGCUAUACUAAAAAGCAUUCUUUUAUUAACUUCAUAAGAAGAACUGCUGUGUAGCUCUUUGAACUAUUUAAAUGAAGGUUAGUUAUUUUUUAACAGAAAGACAUAUCUGAGAUUUAUGCAUUUCAUAAGAAAAUACUGUUGCAAUUGUUUGGAUUUGUAACUACAGUGUCAUUUUUUUAUUUAGCAAUAAAAAUGACAUACUGUGUGUUUUCAUUA